Neolamprologus brichardi is the source of this 1596-nucleotide messenger RNA. The record is from RefSeq and is a predicted model, not a curated record. NCBI's taxonomy places the organism in Eukaryota, Metazoa, Chordata, Actinopteri, Cichliformes, Cichlidae.
AUGGCCAUCAAACCAAGUUUUGGCGUUCCUGGCGGUAUGGACAGGGCCCAGGCAAUAGUGGACCACUUUGAAGACAAGAGUUGUCCUGUGACGGAGCGCCUCAAAGUCUUUUACUGCUGCCAAGCACCACCCAGAUGGGCUGUCCAGAAACAGCUGGCCAGCCUUCUGAUGGAUCUCGGCUGCAUCAGUUCAGCUGUGCUCAUUUAUGAAAGGCUGGAGCUCUGGGAAGAUGCAAUUAUCUGCUACGAGAGACUCGGCCAACAUGGAAAGGCUGAGGAGAUUGUGCGCAGGGAGCUGGAGAAGAAGGAGACACCUAGUCUGUACUGUCUACUAGGAGACAUCUUGAGGGAGCAUCAGUAUUACGACCGUGCAUGGGAGCUGUCAGGUCAGCGCAGCGCCAGAGCUAUGCGCUCCAAAGCUCUGCUACACCUCCGCCACAAGGAGUUCCAGCAGUGCGUCAACUGCUUUGAGCAGUCACUCAAAAUCAACAGCAUGCAGCUCGGUGUGUGGUUUUCUCUUGGUUGUGCCUACUUUGCCCUGGAGGGCUAUGAGGGAGCUGCUAAGGCUUUCCAGAGGUGUGUGGGACUGGAGCCAGACAAUGCAGAAGCAUGGAACAACCUUUCUACAGCUUACAUUCGCCUCCAAAUGAAAAAUAAGGCUUUUCGAACCCUGCAGGAAGCCCUUAAGUGUAAUUACGAACACUGGCAGAUCUGGGAGAACUUCAUUGUUGUUAGCACUGACAUUGGAGAUUUUGCUGAAGCCAUCAAGGCAUACCACCGUCUUAUGGACCUGAGGGAGAACUACAAGGACAUCCAGAUUCUGCAGAUCUUGGUGAAAGCAGUUGUUGAGAACUUGACAGACAGCCAAGGUGAGCAGGCAGGAGCCCUCCAGUCCAAACUGAAGGAGCUCCUAGGUCGGGUCAGUUCUCGCCACAGCAGUGACGCUGAGAUAUGGCGACAGUAUGCCCUGCUGUAUGGUGACGGCCACAGCUCCAACCCAGAAAACGAUGACAAGGCACUGCAGUUCCUGUCCAAGGCCCAUCGCUGUGAGGUUCAGGGAGGCGGUUGGGAGAAAGAACCUGCUCUCUUCAAGGAGGUGAUCAAACAAGCUGUCCACAUGGGAGAAGUGGCACUCAGUUGCAGUGUGAAGAAGAGUAAUCCAACAGAAGCUCUUCAGAUACUCUCCUCUACACGCCUCAGUCUCAGGAGUCUGGCCACCAAAGCCAAGCAAAUCCACACAGACGUGGCCACAGGGAGGAUCCAUGCUGAGCUGCAGGACGGCGUUACUGCUGUGGAGCAAGUCAUCACCGAGCUGCAAGAUCUGAGUGGGAAGCUGCGUAACCAGUCACAGUGACCAUCCAUCUCUAAUAUGCCCCUUUUGUGGCAAAAGAGAGAACCUUUGGUUCUCAGGGGUCCUCAGUAAGACUCAGUAAUAAAGACCCAAACCAGCUCUACACCUGCAUUUAUCAUCACAGUGUAUUAAAUAAAGAAAGCCAAAGGACUGAAUUAGUAAUCCUAUUUUUAUUACCUUUAUGUCCACUUUGAAAUGUAAACACUCACUGGAUGGCAUCUUAAAAUACAAUGUUAAAAAUUUGAA